AGAAGCAUGUUUCUGCUGUAUCGGCACAACAAAAAACCUGGAGUGAAAAAGCAGCGCUCACCGCAUUGCUUCCGCUACCUCGCCUACCCCCGUCCCUGCUUCAAGUUAAUCUAGUUUAUUCCAUCUUUUAUUCUUUCGUAUUCCACCUCUCGUUUUUCUUCUCUUGACUCCCCCUCCCUUUCGACUCACGCCUUUCCCGCAGCAGGGCAGUGAGUGAGGGAGAUGGGAAGCGCUAUCUCAUGCUCGCAUCGCGUAUUAAUCUAGAGCGGAUCGUGUUUCACAACGGCUUUGAACAAAGAGGGCGGCACAUGUAGGUUUGGCUCGAAGUAUAUUAUCUAUACUAUUCUAUUUAAACAAAUCGCUCCCUUCAAAAAUCUACUAGCGUUUUAUGAGAUGCUUACACUUAAGAAUAUUUGGCAUAUGACGCUUCAGAUGUUUUCGGAACUACAUUCGAUAGAGUAAGACAUAACGGCACCUGUAGCAGCAACAGAGCAUUUGCUUCCAUCAUGGCUUUGAACAGCGACAGCACACAGCCCACCCUGGACCCCAGUACUGUCACUACUGGACUGGAUGAGGGACAAAGGCAGCCAGCUCAGGAGAUCAGCAUACAGCAAGAGGAAUCAUCUAGCUCUCCACCUGUCACCUCUCAGCCAAUGACAGAAGAGCAGCUGAUUAAUCCUCCAGCAGAGUCUGCCCCCUGUCCAAGCCCUGCUUCCCCAGCCCCUGACUCCACCCCUCAUGAGGAGGUCACACCUAAAGACGGAGUGGUUGUGGUCAAUGAGAAGAAGAUGGAGACAAGCAAUGGGGUUUGCCCAGCCCAAGCUGACAGCACUUCCCCAUCCUCCCUCUCCUCCCCUCCUCGCCACCAACAUGCCAAAUCCCAUUCCCACCCUCACAAUGGCAGGGCCAGAGUGGGCAGUCGGUCAGGCUCACUUGGUCACGUGACAGCGUCACCACGCCCGUCCCUGUCUCGUCAUCCCAGCAUUGCUACCAGCAGUCCUGGUGAUAGGUCCAAGCCCAGGGAUUACCUGAUCUUGGCCAUUUUGGCCUGCUUCUGCCCUGUGUGGCCCAUCAACAUAGUGGGAUUUGCUUAUUCUGUGAUGUCCAGGAACAGUCUGCAGCAGGGCAAUGUGGACGGGGCUCGACGUCUGGGCCGGGUGGCCAAGCUGCUGUCUGUGGUCUCACUGGUGGGGGGCGUCCUCAUCAUUGCCGCCUGCAUCAUCAACUGGGGGAUCAUAGUAAAAUCCUGAGCGCCUCCCUCGGCACAGAGCAGGAUUUACAGAAACCACUCCGAUCACAAUAUUCCUACCCUUCUGCAUCUCUCAGAAGUCAAACAUUCACCCUUUUCACAGUGUUACGUUUUUAGUUGUGGUUUCAUCCUCUGGAUCAUCAAAUCCGAAGAAUCAAGCAACUAGUACCACUCUUAUUAACCGUACUCUGUCUGCUAAUGACAACAUGCAGUUUACACCAAGGUGGACCAGGGCAUCUGUGGGGAUUAACAUGAUUUAGAAAAGAAGAGCCUCUGCUACAUCAGUCAAAUGUAAUUACUCCAAGGCUGGAGACAUUGAAUAGGACCCCAGGUGUCAAAAAGAUGGUGGCAUGAUGAAAAAUAGGAUCACUAAGACUGACUAAGUCCUGACGUAUGUAAGAAAUGCAAUGGAAAUGUACCUUUAAGGCUGAAUUUGGCCAGAUUUGGCAAAUUAUCCGCAAAGACCAUCUGUCGUCACCAUAUCAGCUCACCACUGUGGAAGAGACACCGUCAACUAUCAUCCUUGUGCCAAAAUGAUUGUGAGCCACUGCAGGCAUGGAAUUGGUGUGUUUAGUUUAGGAUCAAUACGGAAACACCACUGGAAAGGAAAAAUUAACAUGCCUAAUCAAUCAUCAAUAGAAGUAACAAGAUCAUAGGCUAAUGCAACUUUUAAAAACUUUGAAGUAACUUUGUAUUAGAAAUAAAUCAUACUUGAACUUGUGAUUACACUGAAUUUUGAUUAGACCAUUGUGAGGAUAUGUUGGCAUUGAUCAUUAAGAUUGAUGAGAUACUGAAAAAGAGGAGGAACAAAAUGUAAUUGGAUUGGUUUUGUAUUUCAUAUUUUAAUUUGAAUCUAUACAUAAUAGAAAUUGAACUGAUUCCAUCAUGGAGGGAAUGACACAUUGAAAUGGAAAGAGAGACAGACAAUACACCUCAUGUUCACACACAAACACACUCACAGGUGAAGACUGCAAAAAAUCAAAAACAAACAAACACACGUGCCUGUCUGCAUACAUUACUUACAUGCAGACAGACACCUACACACACACUCACACCACGCGUAGCAGACAUUGUCUCAGCAAGAGACAGAUAAAGGAUGGUGGCAGACGUGUAGAGAAAAGAAGCUACAAGCCUUUGUUUCCAAUGGAUGGGAAAUCAGAGGAUAUGAAGACUGGGACACACCCUUCAAAACGUACUGCAAAACACCACAGAGAAGGAGGAAGAAUAACAUAAGGGAAAAAAAGAAUAUAUGGAUAUGUUGGAGGGGAUGGAAAUCUUUGCAAAGGACUAGAAAAUAUGCCAAAAAGAGACAGAAGAGGAAGUCUUCUUCUUUUUGAUUAACGUUUUUCAUCACGUAUUUCCUCCCCAAUCAUUGUCUUCUGGCAGGCAGACAGAAACCCAGGUGAAUGGGUUUCAAACCAGGGUAAAAACAUUAAGAUUUUAAUCAGCUGUUUUAUACUGUCAUUUGAUUACAGUUUUCAUUUGCCUGGCAGAGGCCCUCAUUUUUAUAAUUUGACUAAACAAAGAGUGGGUAAUUUGACUUUAGAAACUCCAUCCACUGAUAAAUGAACCUGGUGGAUUGUUUACAUAAUAUUUACAGUUGUUUCUAAACAACAUGUAGAGUUAUUAGUCAGUUUCUAAGACAAUGAUGGUGUUAGACACUUUUGCUGAUGGUUAAGUUCAUUCUCAGCCAGUAGUUGUCUAUAGUCUAGGUACACUGUACCUUUCUGCAAAGGAUGAUGAUGACAUAUUUACAUAAAAAUUUUCAAAGUGAGAACUGCCAAAUUUAUAUUUCCUUUUUUUAAAAAAAGGGAUUUCAGUGCACUAAUCCUGACAUUCAAAUCAUUAUCUUUUGCUCAUAUAUAGAUUUCUUUAUAUUGCUGUAUAACACUGUAUCAUUGCACACACAAAAAAGACACACAAAUUGAAUUAUAAUGGGGUUGUAUACCAUUACAGCUGUGCUUUUAAAUGUCAGCUAUUUAAGCUAAAUAUAUCUCCCAGUGACAGGGUUCAAAAGCUUAAAUCCUUUUAAAAUCAUAUCUAAAACCCCAGUGUGCCAUAAAACUGUGUUGCAUUCUUAAUUUUCUAAAAUGUACUAUACCCUAUUUACAUUUAUGUGAGGAUUUUGAUUACACAUGAAUGCUUAAAAAUGCUCCAUGUUAUGUUAUAUUUUGUGGAGCUAAAAGUGCAUUCCAUUUCCUGCUAAGCUAAAUCUAUGUCAAUAUAGGAUUUUGACAGUCCCAAAAGACCAUGGUAUCAUAGGGCAAGUUUAGAUUUUUUCUAACGGGGUGGGGCUCUUGUUGUUCUACAACCAGAAAUGAUGAGAUGUCAGUACUUGUUUCACAGAUUUCUUGGUGUCUUGGUGCAGUCCAGAUGUCUGUGGGAGUGGAAGCUCUUCUAUUUUUUUACUUGUGUUUACAGAGAUAUGCAGAUGGCACAAGAAGCUUUUUUUAUAUUACUUCGAAUACUGUAGAUUUUUACUUCAGAGUUUAAUUGGAAUCAGUGGGUACACAUUCAGAGGUGCACAGGAAGGCAGAGUGUGGAAACAUUACUCACAUGUAUGCACACGUACACACAAACACACAAUCUCACACACUUGUCUCUAUUCCAAAAACAAGGAGUUAACAGACAGUGUACCCCAGGGAGGAUCUGUAAUAAAUUUUAUUUCAUGAUACAAUUUUAUACAAAUUGAGAAUAUUACAUUAAAAGGGUUCCUGAAUGUGCACUUUUACUGCACUUAUUUCAAAGGCUUGGGGUUAGAAAAGCAGAAUGAAUACAGUUUACAAAAACAUUUACACAGUGGCCAGUUUGAUUUAUUACAAGCACUACAGGACACCAUAGAAAUCAAUUGUUGUCCAAGCCGCUGGUAUGCUUCAAGGGAUUAAGAAAAUCAGAUAUAAUGAUAGUGAUCCAUUAUCAUUUGCAAAUGAACAGCACAGUGUGUAAUGUGAGCUGUAGUUUAAUAAAGCCUUUUUGACCAAUAUGUGCAGAGCAGUUUUUAUGAUGUAGACUAGUUUUGCUUGUUGAGAUCUAUGUAAACACCUCCCUCAUUUCCUAUGCAUGUUGUAUUUGGUUCUUUACAGAAUAGGAGGAAUAAUUUAUUGCGCAAGGAGGGGUUGUAGUGAGUUUGGGUGCACUAUUUUACACUGUUAACAGCACAGGUGAAAGUAGUUGCACACUCAGUUAACUCUUCAUAUGGCAAAAUAUCUAUGUUUAUAUCAUUUCAUAAGUACAUGGACACACUAAGCUGUUUUCUUUGUAACACCACAAUGAAACACCAUUUUAUCACACUGACAGCAAACCAGUGAUAAUAAGCAGACUGCACUUGCAGCCUGCAUUCACCUUUAAGGAGUGCAGUUUCCAAAGAUGCAUGUGAGACCUCACAAGAACCCUACAGCUUUACCAAGAGUUUUGAUAUUUCAGAUGUUAAUACUCAGUUUAUUUGUGUAAAUGUUUAACUGUGAUCACUGUAAAAGAGAAAAUCUUUUUUACUACACAUCUUUGCAGGCUGGGCGUGUUUUCUGCCACAACUUUAAAAUAUGUCCUUCCAAAGUUUUUUUUUUUCUUCAAAGAAUGCAACUUAGACCCACACUGCUGCCCACCCUUGCUGUAUUGUUGAGCUCAGUUUGUGAUGAUGAGCAGGCGCAGGCAGGGCUACAGCUUUUGUGCCAAAUGUAUAUCUGCAGCUUAAGCAUCUAUUAAAAGGCAGGCCCAAGUAUUUCCAAGGCUGCUUUGCCUCACUGGCCCCUCUAUCUUCAGAAGACAAUGAGCUUUGCACCUGUGACGUGCAGUGACUUUUAUCAUACUGGAUCAAUUUGUGGGUAACAGAGUUCAUGUGAAGUGUAAGAUGCCAAUUCUUUUCUCCGUUAACACAUAAGUGAGGUGGGGGCAUGUUUCUUCCUCACUCUUUCUCAGAAUGAAACCACUGCAUGCAUCUGUGGGGAAAAAAAUACACAAAGCUCACUCUCUGCCUGUGAAUGAUCCCCUGUUUUGGCAUCUUUGCAAGGCAGUGCACAACUAAAAAUAUAUAAUCAUAAUCUGUAAUCUGCUUGCUCUGUUGUAUUGCAGAAAUGUAUAUAUACUUGUGUACAUACGCAUUAAUUAUUAUGACUUUAAUAUUUACCAAUUAUUGUAAACCUGACUGUUAACCUCCUACAUUAAUGUCAUAUACAUAAACAUUUCUGAUACAUACCUAUAUUUGUCCAUACCAAGCAAAUCUUUU
Molecule: messenger RNA, 5471 nt
Organism: Megalops cyprinoides (Indo-Pacific tarpon)
Lineage: Eukaryota; Metazoa; Chordata; Actinopteri; Elopiformes; Megalopidae
Product: proline-rich transmembrane protein 2-like
Exons: 5
Coding region: 507-1250 (247 amino acids)
Cellular component (GO): membrane
Source: RefSeq, a predicted model, not a curated record